This is a messenger RNA of Octopus sinensis (East Asian common octopus), 12603 nucleotides long. RefSeq lists its product as uncharacterized. Gene Ontology annotation, biological process: double-strand break repair via homologous recombination; error-prone translesion synthesis. Gene Ontology annotation, molecular function: DNA binding; nucleotide binding; DNA-directed DNA polymerase activity. Gene Ontology annotation, cellular component: zeta DNA polymerase complex; nucleus. The transcript is spliced from 36 exons. NCBI's taxonomy places the organism in Eukaryota, Metazoa, Mollusca, Cephalopoda, Octopoda, Octopodidae. The coding region runs from base 1 to 12207 and encodes 4068 amino acids. The record is from RefSeq and is a predicted model, not a curated record.
AUGGAUUGGCUGUCAAUAGAGCGUCGGGCAAAAUGUUUUGCAGCAGUACUUGUUCUGGCUGAUUUUCUGUGGUGUGUGUUUGUAGUGUUAUUGGUUAGUUUUAGUUUAGAUUUUAGCUCGACACUUUGUGGAAUUCGCUGCUUGCGCAGGGCACAUAAUGUUGUAGAAGCAUCAGUUAGCAGUCCAGCUGCUGGAAUCAUGUUUUCAGUGCGUAUAGUCACUGCUGACUACUAUGUCUCAAACCCUGUUGCUGGCCUGGAUGCAAAACUUUCAUCAUCGGUUCAAGUUCCAGUUAUCCGUAUAUUUGGAUCCACACCAGCUGGUCAGAAGACAUGCUUGCAUGUUCACGGUGUUUUUCCUUACUUGUACGUGCCAUAUGAUGGCACGCAACCUUGCAGUACAUAUCUGCACCAAUUUGCUGCCAGCUUGGAUAAAGCCAUUAACAUUGCUACUGGUCAUUCUAACAGCACUACCAAACAUGUGUACAAAAUCAGUUUGGUGUCUGGAAUACCCAUGUAUGGCUACCACGAAAAGGAGGAGCAGUUUUUAAAAAUCUAUUUUUACAAUCCAAAUUUGAUUAAAAAAGUUGCUGAUUUACUGCUGGGAGGAGCUGUAUUAAAUAAGGUUUUCCAACCACAUGAAGCUCAUAUACCAUAUUUAUUGCAGAUGUUUAUCGAUUACAAUCUUUAUGGUAUGAAUUUGCUGAAUGUUAACCAUGUCAAAUUUCGGCGGCGCCAAACUAAAGACAAAUCAAAUGUGGAAUUGAUCAAUAAGCAUAAUAAAACACCAUCUGCUGAUCAGAAAUCCCCUGAUGUACCCAAUUCUCAAUCCUGGCUCAACAAUGACAUUAAUCAUUUCAGGUGGAAUGAUUCAACUGUGUCAAGUGAAAUGUUAUUAGAUGAAGAUAUUGAGAGAAUGAGUACUUGUGAACUAGAGGUGGAUAUCGUAGCUGCUGAUAUAUUGAAUAGACUUGAUGUUAAUGAUAACAUUGGUGUUAAUCCAGGUUUAACUGCGCUGUGGAACGAUGAAAAAGAGCGACGGCGACUGAAAGGUUUAUCUUCUCAGUGUGGGCUAAGUCAGUCCCAAGAAAGGGAAAAUCUCAUCUCCUCACCUAGUGAAGAAACACUCAAGAACCGUUUACAGAAAAUUAUACAAUUCCAUCAAAUGUAUGGUCAACAGACGACACAUUCUCAGGAUGGAGCCAAAUCUAGUCUAGACUCUGUGUAUCCAGCUUCUCUUGUGGAGUCUCAUUCUUUCACUGAUGACACUGAUGAUUCCCAGAAAACUGUUGUGUAUGAUGAGGAUGAAAUGAAUGAUGAAGUUGCAGCUGUUGUUAAUGUUGAAUGUGUUAAUCAAGUAUUGGAAUCUAGUCAGAGUUUCCAAGAAGAUAAUUCUUCUCAACUUACUGGUACUGAUUUGACAAAAUUACUAGCAUCUAUGUUGGCUAGUCAAGGAGAAAAGCCAUCUCAAGAGAGAACUGUAAAUGACAGUGACAGCAUCCUUUCAAGUCAGCCUUUAGAAGAUCCAGAAGAAGAUGAACGUGAAAGUGUAACAAUGUCCCAAGUUUUUAAGGACGAAGAUUUUCCUUUGGAGUCUGAUGCAGAAAGGCACAAUUACAUCAAAUCAGAUGAUUUUUCUCAAUCAUUGGAUGAAGAAAUGGUUAGUGAUGAAAUUUUGGAUGUUGAAUCUGAUGAAGAAACUAUCCCUCAGUUUGAUGGGCCAAUUGAUGAAAAACCUGCUGAUGAACAACCAAAGAUUCGCAAACGAAUGGGUCCUCGUGGCCCUGUAAUCAGCUCUGCCAACAAUCCCUCCCCUGUAAGUUCCGAGGGACAGGCUUCAAGUUUUUCAAAUUAUGGCCCUAUUUUCCAAAAUGACCCUGGAUUCCUUGGCUCCGGUUCCAAUAUGCAGGCCUACCAAAGUCCAACAAAUUAUCAGGAUUAUGAUCGCCGAUGGGAUACUCAUGCAUUUCGUGAGGAUAUGUCUAGCGGUGUUCCUAACGUCGAUCAGCAAUCAUCUCACUGGAACCCUGCAUGGUCACGCUCUUUACACUCAGCACGUGCUGAUCCUUCCAGUUACGCUGGGGCCGGUAAUGUGCAUGGUAACAAUGGCAGCUACAUGACAGAAGGCUUCUCCCGUCCAUAUGCCAAUCAGCAACCCCAAAAUCAUCCCUCACAAGCUGCUACAUUAAGUGAAUCCAGCACUGAUCAAUAUCCUGCUUCAUUUCCUUAUGACAUGACGAACAUAUAUAGUCCGGACUCCUAUUCACGCUCACGAACAUCUGACAGUGGGCACACUUCAGAUCCACACAACAGCCCCUUCGCUGGCCAUUUAUCCCCGUCCCCCGGUUAUUCUCGUGAUGGAUUCGAAUCAAGCCGAUCUCCUGUUCCACUCUCUGGAAAUGUUGGAAUACAAGGAUCAGGUAGUUCUAUGUAUAAUCAGACCCCUUCGUUGCCUCCUCCUGAGGAAAGCCAGGGUAGUUUCCACAAAUUAUUAACUUGUAACGACAGCCCAAAGCAAACCAUUCCAGCCGAUCUUUCAACCCAUCAGUCAUUGCAGCGAAGUAUCAGCCGAUGCUCCACACAUUCUAGUGAAUCAAUAAGUAUGGGUGCCAGUACUACACCUGACCCUUUUAAGAGUCUUCCAAAACCUGUUUCUUCAGAAGAUACUACUAUGGAGACUUUUGAAAAGAUGUCAAGCAUAGAAAAGUUAGAUGAAACAGCCGAAGGUCGUUCAAGUGUUGAUUCUUCAAAUCAUCCCCCAUCGGAAACUGGAAAUGCUUCACUGACUCCAUUAGAUGGUAGUAACUCACAAAAGAAACAUAUGUCCUCAAUUAACAUAAGCCAUGAAGAUUUAUUUGGAACCCCUUCUCUUAAUUCUUGUGCUGAUCUUUCCUCUGAUUCUUUCACCUCUGCUGAAGGUAGCCGACACCAGAGUGUUGUUGACCAAUCAAAUCAAGGCUCCUUCAUUUCUUCAGGAUAUUCAAACAAGAAUACGUCACACCCACAACGUUGUAGUUCUGUCACAAGCGAAGAAGAGGCACCCAGUUACCAGUCGCUGACUAUGUCGUUCCCCGGUAACCAAACCGGUAACCGCAGUCACUCGGCGAUAGCCAGCCUGGAACAGAUGGUGUCUAGUGUCGGAGGCUAUGAUAUUGGUUAUGACUAUGCAGCUUUUCCGAACAGAGCAUGGCAAUGUGCUGGUACUCAACCAUCUCACAAUGUUACCCCUCUGCACAACAUAUCUGCUGGUCCAACUAUGCCCCCAGGUGGGAAUUUGCCGGCCAACACCAGUAUGCCAUCUGGUACAAGUAUGUCAACUGGUUCAAAUAUGCCUUCUGCUCCAAGCAUAUCAUCUGGCCCAAACAUGCCCCCCAAUCAAACGUUGACGUCUGGACAGAAUAUGACGAGAUCAAAUAUGCCUCCUGUUUCAAACAUGACAUUAGGUUCAGGUAUGCCCACUGGAUCAAACAUGCACUCCGCUCCUAACAUGACACCUGGACAUAAUAUACAAAACCGUAACCUGUCAUCUUCUGGACACAAUAUGCCAGCAAUGUCACCUGGUCCUUCUCUCACUCCUACGAAUAUGCCCCCACAUAGCAUCCCUACUAACCACAAUAUGCCAUCAAGGCCGAAUGUCGCUCCUGUGAACAUGUCUCAAAGCCAGCACGUGACUCAAGUGCGUGCUUUGACACCAAGUAUGUCAACGAGCCUUCAUGGAGGUCAUACUAUGGGCCGAAGUGUCACUCCUCAUGGGCAUGGCCAUGCAAUGCACCCACAAGUCCACAACAUAUCUCAGGGUCACUCUGUUCAUCCCUCUCACAACUUAGCCGCUGCACCUCAACUUCCGCCACCAGGUCACAGUCCAGCUACUUCUCCUCCCAGUGCCCAUGGUCACAAUAUGUCCGGUCAUAGCAUAUCUUCUGGUCAUAACAUGAUGCAAACUCACAAUCUUCCUCAGGGCCAUCAUGUUUCACAGGGGCAUGACAGGUCCCACUCAUACAACAUAUCUGAACCGAAUUAUACCACACAGGAUGUCAUGAUGCCUAAACAGGGUCGUAUGGCUUUAAAAAAGAAACGAGGUGAAACGGAUAACUGGUCAUAUGGUAAAUCAUAUUAUCAACAAGGUAGAUCUUGGAAUCAGCACCCUGGACCUCCAGGUCAAAAUUAUAGGAACACCACUUAUUGGAGGUAUAUGGAUACUUACCAAACUUACCAAGGCUAUGUUCAGAAUCCCAAGGUGGAACCAGGAACUAUUUCACAAACUCCAAAACUACAGCCUGUUCUGCCUCCUGGAACACCACCUGAAAAGAGCAAGCGUGGAAGGAAAAGGUCUUCUUUUACUAUGGCUAAAUCUAUGUCAGCUAUGCCUGUGGAUUCCCAACUAUCGCAGUAUACUUACACUUUCCAUGUGCCAACCCCGAUCUACAAACGGCUUAAACUUCUCCAAAAAUCAAUGAUUCCUGAAGAGAAUGCUGUUUGCAUUGUUCGCAUGCACCCAAUGGACGCUCGCCGCUAUAGUUUGCUUAAAAUUGGUCGAGAGCUGGUAAAGAUUCCAAAGCUGGAGGAACGAGAUAUCAAAAGAAUUCAGAAGGAAAUUAAAGAGACAGGUUAUUAUCCUGGAGCGUGUUCACGUUUUGGUUAUAUGGUUCCAUCUGAUCAGCCAAGUAUAUCGACUAAAAUUGGUUUAUUGCCAGGUUUGUUGAAUGAGCCAAAACCAGUUUCUUCUUAUGAACCUGGUAUUAAGUAUGUUACAGUGGAUAGGAAAUUGCUUCCUAUGAGUGCUAAAGGAAUGGGUAAAAAUGCUCCAUCGGGAUUUCAAUUAGAAUAUGAACGAAUGUUAUCCCAGAAUCCUCGAAACCGUGCAAGGUCUAAUGUCAAGAUUAAAUUGACUAAAGCAAAAGAAAAACGUCGGCGAAAGAAAGUACGUGUGACUAACAGGAGAAAGGGCUCUUGUGAUUUGCUGUCCGACUCUUCGUUAUACACAGACUGCUCCCUUGUUUCUCAGUUACCUUACAACAAGAAUUUACCCAGCACCAAUCCUCAUAACCAGUAUUUACUCCCAUCCUCUGCAUCAGAAAUAACAAGUCAUAGCAAGACUCCUGUGUUAAUAGAAACUCUGCAUUCGCCGCCUAUAGCCAAUAUCCAGUCUUCCAAUGCAACUGAAAACACGUUACCGCCUGUGAAAACCACGCAUGUUAGGCGUUCAACUCGCCCUUUUCCCAAACACAAUGUUGUGCCACCCCUCCCAGGAGCAAGACCUCGCAUCAUCACUGACAACAAGUACCGUAGUAGUAACAAUAAUAAUUUUAAUACACAAAAUAGCCAGCUCCCUACCUCACAUGCAACAAAUAUCACUCCUCCAGUUAAACUGUGUCCAGGUCAAUGCCCUGAGCAACCCACUAAUCUUACUAUGAGUCUCCCUCAACAAACUGCUGAUACUACUUUUGACGCUCACCCCAAAAUCGAUAACAUAACAGAACCUGAAGUCGGGCCAAAUUCCUCCAACAAUUCUUCACCUAGUCCAUUGAGUUCCUGUAAAGAUAAUCAGUCUCCUUUUCCAACUAACAUUGGUUCACCUCAUGACCCCCCACCAACAUCUGGUUCAUCCCUGUGGCAACCCAGUAAUACACCAACUGGACAAAGUUUCACCGUUAACUCUUCUAUUCAAUCCUCUUCAAACAGCCAAGAUUCCCAGCAGGUGCGCAAGCGAAAACUGGGUUCUGAUAAUGGAAGCCAAGAUGGUUCAAAACGCACCAUGAACUUUUCCACAAUGGAUUUCACAGAUAUCUAUGAUCCUCACUUAGAGGGCUAUGAUGAUGAUGAUGUUGACGCAGAUGACGAUGACGAUGGUGACGAUGACGACGACGACGAUGACAGCCACGAUAACUUUGAUCAUAAAGCCUCUUCCGGAAAUGUUUGUUGUCUUGUUGUCAACAAAAGAGCACACCAGAGGUCUCUAGUGGUGAAGUUGGAGAAGUUAAAGCUGCCAAGUAAAACGGUGAAGGCCAGUGAAUUUCUUGCUACACGUGAUGGCAUUCCACAUCGUAGUUGUGUUGGUAACAAAAUACCUGGCCGUAUUGAGAAUAUUGGAUGGGAAAGAAUUAAACUAGCUGAUAAAAAUAAGUAUCGUGGUGGAGUACCUCUAAUGAGUUAUUCAAGUCCAAUAAGUGAUGAUAAUGGACGUCUUUCCCUGUUCACUCAGCAUUCUGGUAGCAUGUUCUAUGACCGACCAGCUAGUGACUAUUUUCAAGAUGAAUAUUUGGGAGUGGCUAUUGCAGGAACUCUUGAUGAGCCCAAUGAUACUGGUUUGCUUAUGUCACUUGACGACGAUGGCUACUCCCAAAUGAUAAAUACAGAUUCUAGUUCAGGGGAAGAUGCAACCAUAAGCUACGAAGAAGAAUUCGAAAUAAAGUCCCGAGGCAAGAACAAACGUAAAAGAAACCUCACUCCUAACCAACGUCUAGGUGUUGCUUUCUUGACUACGAGGCAUCGCAGAAAACGUGCAGUUGCAAUAAACCAUGGAAAACUGAUGAACAGUUUGUCUUUGUUGCAUCAAGCAACAUUGGCUAAAUUAUCAACGCUCUCCACAUACACAGAUUCUUCUGAUGAUUUUAAGAAAACCUACAAUGAUGUUAUGUCAAAGUUAGCAUUAUUUUCUCCUCCUGUUUCUGAAAAAGGUGAUACCUCUCCGCCCCAGCCACUAUCCCCUGAAGAAAAUGCACCUCUGCCAGUAGUUGACGGGAAUCCUGACGACGUCUCGCUUGACUCGACCGAUGGCGUUUUGUCUCAGCCUAACUUCCUGUCUCAAACUUCCUUAGAUUCGAUCUACGAGACCCCUUUGUCUAGUGUAGAGACACAGCGCUCCUGUGAAUCAGCCAAAUCCCCUAGUCUUACAUCGUUGGGUGGAUCUGAAACAGAGCCAACCAGUGAUAUAAUAGUACCAGUUGUGAAGCAAGAUGAAGCUGCAGAAAACAAGUCUCCGCCCAUUCCAACAUUGUUGUCUUGGAAAAAUGACGCUCCUACCGAUAAAUCACCCUAUGCUGUAAAGACGGCUGUUGUGAAGCUCAUUCCACGUGCAAGAUCUGGUAGUAAAUCUAAAGUUGAUUGCAAACCUGAGUAUAAUGAUUUGGAAGCUACUUUUUCUCUUAACCCCGCUACUCGAAAUUUCUCCCUCGUUAAUUCCAACCAACAAAAAGAAUCGAGUGAACUUGAAGGUUUCCCUAAUGUACAGUUUCGUAUAGAAACUUCUCAAGCUAAUAGUAGGCUUGUAGGGAGCAAUCAGUCAUCAAAUUGCACUGAAGACGAAAUUAGUCGAGCUGAAGAACAAACUAAUACUUCCCCUCGUCCCUACCAGAUGGGCAAUUAUUCAUUUAAUUGCCCAGCAGAAACCAGUAGUGACAGAUUAAAUAGUUAUUCUAAUUGUGAUGCAGCUGAUAUGGAUGUAGGAUAUCUCAUGGAUAAAAUAGACAACGAAGAAACACAAAAUACUUUGAUUGAAGAGAGAGAAACAGUAUCAGAGGUUUGUCACAAAGACUCAACUGAGUCGUCAGAAGUUGAGUUUAAAAAUAUUGCGAAUAAGCUACCAGCUAGUCCUGGAAUUGAGUCAGGUGAGAAUUUAGAGGAGACAGAGAAAUCAACUGAACAUCAAGUUUUGCAGACUACACAAUUGAUCUGUGAAUUGAACAAAGAAACGGAAGAAGCUACUGCAAAGCAGACAGGUGUUACGUGUAACAGUGAAAUGGUAGAAUCUGCACAACGAAAGGAAACUGUGAAGAAAAUAUCAGAAACUGCAGAUCAGGAAAAUGGGGUUUCUAAAGCAGCUUCAGAAUCAAUUAAGAACACAACUGAGUCUCAUUUGCAUAUUGGAUCUCAAAAUACCAUUUGUGAAGAAGGUCCACUCAAUGAUGUUAGUUCGCAAAGAGAGGUGAAUGGUGGGCAGUGUAUCACCACUUCUAAGCAAGGAGAAAUCAGUAGAUCUGGCGAAGAAGUAGAACAGGGUAAGAAAGCAUUAGCAGCUGAAGAUGAUGUCUUUAACUCCGACAUAACAACAUUGGAUUUGUCCGUAAGCCAUAAAACAGGUGUUUUACAAUCAAGCAAAUCUUCUGGUAAUUCAUCAAAAGAGAAGGAGUCGGCUGACACUAGUGAACCCAACCAGACUAAUCAAGCAGCUACAAAGGAAUCUCAAAAAGUUAAUGUGGGUAGCAAUGAAAGUAUAGGCUCUGAGAGACAGGACGAUCACUUUAAAAAUGCCAGUCCUCAGCCAGUCGCUGGCAAAGAGUCUCUGGUAUUAACACCACGCGAUCGUCCACCUAGCAAAGACUUAAUCUGUCAUACAGCAACAAAAUAUGGUCUCAGUAUACCUAAGGUCACUGAACCUUUCUGUGGCAAACCUGAAGACAUCACAGAAACACCCAGGGAACAUGGGGGAAGAAACUUGAGGCUUCAGUGUAACUUGAUAAAAGACUUGACCCCUUUUGCAAGCACCUUGGACAGCGAUACACUGGACACAUGGAGGUUUGUUUUGGCAGCCAACAACAAAACAAUUCCCAUCAAUACUAACCUGAAAAGUCUUAAUGAAAUCGUUAAUGAUCCUCAAGUGUCCUGCCAUCUUCCUGGCAGUGGCCAGCGAGUCUGGGUCCCCUGUCUGCCCCCACCGUCAUACCAACAGGUCAAAAGUUCCCUCGUACCACCAUCGCCCUCUCCUACGCCACCUCCAUUAUCAUCGUCAUUGUCAUCCCAACAACCACAAUCAUCAUCAUCAUCACAACCAGCACCACCUCCAUCAUCGUUAUCACCGCAAUCAUCAUCAUCUUCAUCUCAACCACCACCAUCACCAUUUUCAUCACCCUCAUCAUCAUAUUCAUCAUCUUCAUCUCAGAACAACAAACGAGCCACUCAGCAAUUAAAAGUUAAUUUAAAAACUGGGAAAGAUAAUCUACCAAAAAAUAUUGGUUCCACAGGCAAAAGUGGUGAAGAAUGUUUCAAGAAGCUUACUGGUCGUUCUCCAAAACAUCUGUCCACUUCUCCCCUGACAGUUUCACCCAUUUCCAGUAACCUUAACAACAUGAAGAAGAACGAAACAUCUUUUGAUGAUUCGUUUUUUGGAUCAGAGAGUUUUAUGUGUGAUAAACCCGCUCAAGAAAUUGACCCAGAGGUAACAUCAUCAGCCCAACCCCAAGAUCUCCCCAAGCAAGACAUAUUAUCUGAUAGUGAAAUAUUAGAUUUGGAAGAAACCUUAGUUGAACCAAAGAGCCCAGUGUGGGCCGAAAGAUCUGACCCGUCUGUGAAAAACCUCUCUCAGGACAAAAAUCUGGCCCAGUCAAAUUCGCAAGAUGACCGUUCUAAAAGUGUUUCAGAAACAGAAAAUAUGCAAACACUUAAUGUAGCUUUACCUGAAAAUCUCCCCAGUACACGAAUUGCCCCACAGUUCCAUAGCACACCUGUUCAUCGUAUAUCAGUCUCUAGUCCUCUGGCGUGUCCGACUCCAGUUUCCAAACCUCAGUUAACCGAGUCUGCCAAUAAAAGUAGCGAUAACUUACCUGCCAAAGCAACAAAAGGCCACACUCUGAGUUCUUCCCAUAAGCUGAAGAGAAAGGCUAUCAGUAACCAAAUGAAGCAAUGGUCAUUAAACUCCACCCUUACAUCACAAAUUGAUAUUGCUACGCCAAAGAAUAGCUGUGGUUUCAAAGUCAGCCAGAUCCAACACCAAGAUACAAAAUCCUCCCAUAAGGUUCAACACAUCUGUUUGAUGAGUCUUGAAUUACUUAUGAGGACACGUGGAGACAGAUGUCCAGAUCCUCAGACAGAUGAUAUACAAGCUGCUUUCUGUGCUUUCUCGCAAGAUUCCAAACCCGGUGAUAUGGUGACAGUUGUUAUUGUUGUUGAUGGUGACCACCUGUCUUUGAGGGCUCCAAAAGGCUCAAACCGCAGUCGUACAUUACAUACUACAGCUCUACCUGAAGGGGUUGACAUCAUCCAUGUGACAGAUGAAACUGAGCUGAUGCAUAAAAUGGAAAGUCUGGUUAAAAGUUGGGAUCCUGAUAUGCUCAUCGGUUAUGAAGUCACCACCUUGUCAUGGGGUUACUUACUACAGAGGGCUGCUUUCCUUAAUAUAGAACUGGCUACCAAAAUUUCCAGAAUUCCAAAUACAAAAGCUGUUCAGUUCCGUGAGGAUUUCGACAUCCAACUGCCUGGCCGGAUAGUUCUUAAUCUUUGGAAAAUUCUACGUCACGAAGUCACCCUGAAUAUUUACACAUUUGAGAAUGCAUAUUUUCAUGUGUUGCACCAACGGACACCACACUACUCAAACAAAUCCUUGACAACCUGGUUCAAUCACCAGACAGAUUUACAUAGAUGGCGAGUAUUGAAUUACUACAUCAUCAGAUCAAAAGGAAAUAUUUCCCUUAUUGAAAGUCUGGACCUGAUCAGCAAAACCAGUGAGAUGGCCCGUGUAUUUGGCAUCGAGUUCUACCAUGUUCUGUCAAGAGGUUCUCAGUACCGAGUUGAAUCAAUGAUGUUAAGAAUUGCCAAACCUCUCAAUUUCGUGGCCGUAUCUCCAAGCGUACAUCAACGGAGUAAGAUGCAAGCACCUGAGUGUAUUCCACUUAAUCUUGAACCACUUUCCAAUUUCUACAGUGAUCCUGUAGCAGUUUUAGAUUUUCAAUCUCUCUACCCUUCCAUCAUGAUUGCUUAUAAUUACUGUUUCUCAACUUGUCUUGGCCGACUUGAUCAUUUGGCUACAGCUCAUGAAGGUCCCAUUAAAUUUGGUUGUACUCAUUUAAAUAUUCCGCCAGAUGUAAUCAAGAAACUGGAAAAAGAUGUGACAAUUUCUCCUAAUGGCAUCGUAUUUGUUAAAGAACACAUUCGCAAAGGAAUAAUUUCAAGCAUGGUAGAAGAAAUUUUGAAUACUCGUUUGAUGGUCAAAAAAUCAAUGAAGAAUUGUGAUGACAAAAAUCUGCUGAAAUUGUUGCAUGCCCGACAGCUGGGGCUAAAGCUGAUUGCCAAUGUUACCUAUGGUUAUACAGGGGCCAAUUUCUCUGGAAGAAUGCCCUGUAUUGAGGUGGCAGACAGCAUUGUACGAAAGGCUCGAGAGACACUGGAAAGAGCAAUAAAACUGAUUGAAGAUACACCUGGUUGGGGAGCAAAGGUGAUAUAUGGAGAUACAGACAGUAUCUUUAUCCAGUUGAAAGGUUACAGUAAAGAAGGUGCCAUCGUACUGGGCCAACACAUUGCACAAGUUGUAACAGAGACCAAUCCUAAACCUGUUAAAUUGAAAUUCGAGAAGGUGUAUCUACCAUGUGUACUGCAAACUAAAAAGCGGUACUCAGGGUUUAUGUACGAGUCUGUUAACCAGAAGGAACCAGUGUUUGAUGCCAAAGGAAUUGAGACCGUGAGGCGAGAUGGAUGUCCUGCUACUGCCAAGAUUUUGGAACGCUCUCUCAAGAUUUUAUUCAGCACACGUGAUGUGUCUCGAGUGAAAAACUAUGUACAGACACAAUGUCGCAAAAUGCUGGAAGGCAAAGUCAAUCUACAGGAUUUUGUGUUUGCUAAAGAAUAUCGUGGUAUGAACACUUAUCGUCCUGGCGCCUGUGUUCCAGCCUUGGAAAUUGCAAAGAAACUGAUCCAACAUGAUCGUCGAGCAGAACCCCAAUCUGGAGAACGAGUUCCCUAUAUAAUUGUGUGUGGAGAACCCGGCUUACCCUUGAUUCAACUUGUUCGUCAACCAUUGGAAGUACUUGGUGAUUCCAGCUUACGUUUAAAUACCAACUACUACAUCACUAAGGCAAUUUUACCACCUUUGCAACGAAUCUUCUCUCUGCUUGGAAUCAAUGUUUUUAACUGGUAUUCCGAUUUACCCAGAGUAGUCAGAUAUACCCACCAUUCUGUACCUGAAGAAAAGAAAAAGGGAACCAUCUCUCAGUAUUUCAAUUCAAGCAAUUGUCCUGUCUGCCACAGUCAAACCAAACAGAACUUAUGUCCUCAGUGUGCCGCCGACCCACAAUUAGUUGCUGUCUCCCUGAACUCUCAACUUCACAAAUUACAGCAGACACAUCACCGUCUCUCUCAAAUAUGCCAGUCUUGUCAAGGACUCUCAGAUUCUACAUUCUCCUGCAUCUCCCUCGAUUGUCCCAUCAUGUAUCGAGUCCACUCUGCCCAAAACAACCUCCACAAACUCGACAACAUUCAAGAAAUAUUGAACAACCUAUAGCACAUUCUAUUUCACUGCUAGUUUUAUUUUACAUUGCAAUGUCCAUCUAAUAACCACAUCAGAUCCACAACAAACUGAACAAAACAUUAACUCAUUUCAGUGAAUUCUUGUUAUUUAGCUUUUGCUUGUUCCCUGUUCAUAACUUUAUUAUAAACUACACCAUUUAUGUGUUUACAACAUAUCUUUUUGUUUAUCAUCAUCAGCCAUUCGAUAUAUAUAUAUAUAUAUAAAUAUAUAUAAUAGAAUAUUUUUAAUAUGUUUUCUAUAGCUGUUGAAGCAAUUCGCAAUCUUAAAUCUUCCAAUAAAUGUUUAUACACUUUUUAAAAUUUACUUCAGUCAACAGUCUAUAUGUUCAAAUAUCUCUUUCAGAUAGUAUGUAUCUAUGUGUGUAUAUCU